Strongylus vulgaris is the source of this 336-nucleotide messenger RNA. NCBI's taxonomy places the organism in Eukaryota, Metazoa, Nematoda, Chromadorea, Rhabditida, Strongylidae. The record is from the annotation of a GenBank genome assembly.
AUGCCCGAAAUGAGAUUGCCCUCGACAUCGGUCUAUGAAGAAUUUAUUAAUGCCCGAAAUGAGAUUGCCCUCGACAUCGGUUAUGUUGCAGCAAAUAUACCCAAAAGAAUGGAAUGUCACAAAUGCUCCGGAAUUUUGGAACGUGACGAGAUGGCUGUUAUAGCACCAAAGUUAGGCGAAUCAACUGGUUGGCAUCCAGCGUGUUUCACCUGUACCACCUGUGAACAGCUCCUUGUUGAUUUGACAUAUUGUGUGAAAGAUGAUCAAAUCUAUUGUGAGCGUCACUACGCCGAAUUGCACAAGCCACGUUGUGCUGCUUGCGAUGAGGUACGAUAG